Molecule: messenger RNA, 423 nt
Organism: Laccaria bicolor S238N-H82
Lineage: Eukaryota; Fungi; Basidiomycota; Agaricomycetes; Agaricales; Hydnangiaceae
Exons: 1
Coding region: 178-423 (81 amino acids)
Source: RefSeq, a predicted model, not a curated record
CCAUCCCUGCUCCCUCCUUGCCUUUCCUUUGUCGAUUUUUUGUUAAAAGUAUCUAUACUAUAUUGUUACAUAUUAUUCCAUCCCCUCCCCCAUCUUAUCCUUCUCCCUAAUUUCAUCCCCCUCCCCCACCUCCAUUUUUUCAUUCUUGUAAUAUCCCUCGGUUCCCCGACGUCACAUAUGCAGUCGACCACUCACCCGCCCUCACCAACCCCCCACGUCGUCGCUUGGCCAACCUCCAUCCGCCCCACGUCGUCAUCGCUCAAAAUCGCGUUUCGUGCUCCCCAAGGCUGGUUCCUCGGAGACCGAAGGAUAAUAUUCCCGACUGGCUCCACCCAACCAACCAAUGCCUACCUACAUCGAGCCACGAACCCAACAACCAACGCCACCCAACCACCCCAACAAAAAAUAGAUUCAAGUCGGUAA